UAACUACUACUGCACCGCGCGCUGCCAUAGACCCGCAGUACAGAGCCGGGCAAGUCAGAGAAACAGAGACAGCCACAAUCAACAGCGGCCGACUCGAACACUUCCUUAAAUAUCAUUUAAGAUUUUGAAGUGUGACUUCCAGAAAACCCGUGGUUCAAACACCAAACCCGGCACGAACUCGCGACAAACAACACAUUUUGCAGCUCAGAGCGGAAGAGGAGGCAUAGGUGAGCAGUCACCAUGGCACCCUUCCUGCGCAUGGCCCUUAAUGCAUAUGACCUGGGCGCUCUGGCUUCUCUGUUGGACCCUCCCAUCUGUGCCAUCAAGAUGAAGGAGUCUGUCAGCACAGAGCGAGGAAAGACCUUGGUCCAGAGGAAGCCCACCAUGUAUCCAGCCUGGAAGUCCACUUUUGAUGCUCACAUCUAUGAGGGGCGUGUCCUAGAAGUGGUUCUCAUGCAGAGCACUGAGGAGCCCUUGGCCAAGGCCACGGUGGGCGUGUCUGUACUGGCAGAGCGCUGUAAGAAGUCCAAAAACAACGGAUGUACUGAAUUCUGGGUGGACCUUUAUCCUUCGGGGAAGGUCCAGAUGUCUGUGCAGUUCUUCUUGGAAGAUAGUGAUGCUGCGACGUGUAAACCAUCAGUGAAGGCUCCCCCUGAGGAUGGAGUCACAACCCUCAACAGGCGGAGAGGAGCAUUCAAGCAGCCCAAGGUUCACGUCAUUAAGAACCACGAAUUCACUGCCACUUUCUUUGGCCAGCCCACCUUCUGCUCUGUCUGCAGAGAGUUCCUCUGGGGCCUCAACAAGCAAGGUUACAAGUGCAGACAAUGCAAUGCGGCAAUCCACAAGAAAUGCAUCGAAAAAAUCAUUGGCAGGUGCACUGGAACGGCAGCCAACAGUCGUGAAACUAUGUUCCAGAAAGAGCGCUUCAAUAUUGAUAUGCCACAUCGCUUCAAGUAUUAUAACUACAAGAGCCCCACUUUCUGUGACCACUGUGGUAGUCUGCUGUGGGGUCUCUACAGACAGGGCCUUAAAUGUGAAGACUGUGGCAUGAAUGUACACAGCUACUGUCAGACGAAAGUGGCUAAUCUGUGUGGAAUCAACCAGAAACUACUGUCAGAGGCUCUGUCUCAAGUCUCACAGAAAUCUGUGAGGAAGUCUGAUAACUCCAAUACAGCAGAUAUUGGUAUCUACCAAGACAUCCCAAGGGGAAAAGUAGACCCUAGUGUACAUGGCAAUGGAAAGGCAGGUGAGGGUGUUAGCCCAACCCCAGUGGCACCUACAGUUCCCCGGGUACGCCUCACCAUGAACCACCUGGUGUUCCACAAGGUGCUGGGCAAAGGCAGCUUUGGCAAGGUGUUGCUGGCAGAGCUGAAGGGGCAGGGGCAGUAUUUUGCUGUGAAGGUUCUGAAGAAGGACGUAGUUCUCAUGGAUGAUGAUGUGGAGUGCACCAUGGUGGAGAAGAGAGUCCUGGCCCUCGCUUGGGAGAACCCCUUCCUCACACACCUCUACUCCACGUUCCAGUCUAAAGAGCACCUCUUCUUUGUAAUGGAGUACCUGAAUGGAGGCGACUUGAUGUUCCACAUCCAAGACAAAGGCCGCUUCGAUCUCAACAGAGCCACAUUCUAUGCUGCUGAGAUAAUCGUGGGACUGCAGUUCCUCCACUCAAAAGGAAUCAUCUACAGAGAUCUGAAGCUGGACAAUGUGAUGCUGGACAAGGACGGACACAUCAAGAUAGCGGACUUUGGCAUGUGCAAAGAGAAUGUGUUUGGAGAGACCAGAGCCACAACAUUUUGCGGAACACCAGACUAUAUUGCACCAGAGAUCCUGUUAGGACAGAAGUACACCUUCUCAGUGGACUGGUGGUCUUUUGGCGUGCUAGUGUAUGAGAUGCUCAUUGGUCAGUCACCCUUCCAAGGCGACGAUGAGGAUGAACUGUUUGAGUCCAUCAGGUCAGAUACCCCUCACUAUCCUCGGUGGAUCUCAAAGGAGGCCAAGAACCUUCUUGAACUGUUGUUUGAGCGAGAUCCCAGUCGCAGGUUGGGUGUGGUGGGAGACAUCCGUGCACACCCCUUCUUCAAAACUGUCAACUGGCCAGCACUGGAGAAGAGAGAAGUGGAGCCCCCUUUCAAGCCCAAAGUGAAAUCCCCCAGUGACUGCAGCAACUUUGACCGAGAGUUCCUAAGCGAGAAGCCUCGCCUCUCCCACGCAGACAAGAACCUCAUCGACUCAAUGGACCAGGAAGCAUUUGCUGGCUUUUCCUUUGUCAACCCCAAAAUAGAGCAAAUGAUAAGCAAUUGAAAAAACAAAAUGGCUGCCCUGGGAACACUGUCUUAGCCCAGCCCUCCAAAAUAGGCUCUUAUCCUAUUCUCUUUACCUUAUUAGCUGGAUGGAUGACAAGAACAUGAAAAGAUUUGGGCUUGAGUAUGACUUAUUUUGUUCCUCUAUCAGAGGAUAAGAUAAAAUACUACCAGAAUGUUUACUGGUGUCUAAAGCAAUAAUCACGUCUCAUCUGUCAAACUGUGUAGGUGUAUAAAAGAAUAUAAGCUCCAGGAAAUUAAGGGAGAUUCUAAAGAAACCAGUGUUAACAUAAUCAAUACUGGGGGGUUAUCAAUGAUGCAUUCUGUUUUUUCCUGUUUUCUGUAAUUUUCCCAUGUGAUCACAUCUUGAAUCUGUACGAAUCAUCUAAUGUACUGUAUCUUGAAAUUUAUAUUCACAAGCAUGAGCCCCUUAUUUAUCAGUACAAAUAUGUACACCCAGCACCACACAUGCAAGUUGGGAGAAUUCAGUGGUACAUCGCAGUAGUCAUUCUUACGCUUUGCCUAGUGUGUGCCUCCCAGCACAUCCCAUUUGUGUUUGAGUGUUACCACAUGCACACAAGCAUGUGGGUGUGUGCAGGUAUUUUCUUAGAUGCAAAUGGUGCUACUGUACUUGGCAACAUUGUCUGCUGUUGAAUGAAUCCUCAGUUUAUCCAUGCAACAUAGAAAGAAUUGUUUCCAUUAAAAACAGAGGGAGUUUAAAUCCCGCUGAGCUGAAGAAAGAUUAUUUAUUUUGGAGCUGCAAAGUUUCCCCCCUCGCUGAUUGCACUGUCCUGAGAAAGUCUUGAGUGUCACUCUCAAAAGAGUUCAUCUUUUCAAAAUUAGAUUUCUACAUGGCAGUGUUCUUGUCUUUUGUGUGCCACUGUUGUCAAACCUCACGCUGUACCUCAAACUAAAGCUUAACACAAACAGUCAUUCAGUACAUCAUGUUCAUUUUUUUUGGACUGUCAGCUAGAAAGACUUAGAACAGUGGUAUGGUACUAUACCUGUACAUGUAGAUGUGUUGAAGGAUGUUAUUUUGUGUGGGAGGUAGGAACCUUUCACUGGAAGCAUAGGGUCUUUAAAAUGUGUUAUAUUACUUGAAUGUAGGAAUUUUUAAUAUUAAAAUAAUAGUGCUGUGUUUGGAAAACGAAUAUGUAUGUAACCAUGAGCUGUCUGUGAGUUUAGGGUGUACUUUUUUUACUCUCCUCAUCUUUUACAUCUGAUUAUGAAUAAAUAUACUGUAAACUCAAAAUUCA
Molecule: messenger RNA, 3553 nt
Organism: Lates calcarifer (barramundi perch)
Lineage: Eukaryota; Metazoa; Chordata; Actinopteri; Centropomidae
Gene: prkcdb
Product: protein kinase C, delta b
Exons: 17
Coding region: 241-2298 (685 amino acids)
Biological process (GO): protein phosphorylation
Molecular function (GO): ATP binding; diacylglycerol-dependent serine/threonine kinase activity
Source: RefSeq, a predicted model, not a curated record